Molecule: messenger RNA, 2305 nt
Organism: Styela clava
Lineage: Eukaryota; Metazoa; Chordata; Ascidiacea; Stolidobranchia; Styelidae
Product: adenylate kinase 7-like
Biological process (GO): nucleobase-containing compound metabolic process
Molecular function (GO): nucleobase-containing compound kinase activity; ATP binding
Source: RefSeq, a predicted model, not a curated record
AGUUCAUUUCUUUGAUUACACUUUCAUAAAAUAUGUCUGAAAUUGAUGCAGCCGAGGAACCACCAGGUAAAGCAAGAAGUAAAAGAAUUUUUAUUAAUCAUGUUGACUCCUAUUCUGGACACAACAUAGGCAAGUAUCUUUCACAAUGCAUUGUCGGAGCAUCACUAGAGGACAUGGAGGAAGAGGAAGAUGGAGAUGCAGGAUCUGUUCAUUCUGCAGGAGAUGAAGCUUCACAUAAGGAGGGAUCUUAUCGAAUAAUUGGAACUCUCAAAGAUCAAAAUGCAAAAGCUCCUGAUUUUGUUACUCAAGUUGUCAAUUUUAACACAAGAGAAGAACUUCUUGAACAUUUGUUAGAAUGUGACAUCAUUAUUUACAAUACCAAUGAAGAUUUUGAUGUUAUUGAUGAAGCUGUUUGGUCAGUUUCAUCUCUACAUACAGAGAUUGAACAUUUUGAUGGACCAAAAACCUUCAUCCUACUUUCUACUGUGAUGACUUGGGCAAAGAGCAAGCCUUUGGAUCCUGAUGAUCCUGAGAUUCCAUUCACUGAAGAUGAUUACAGAAGAAGAAAGGCUCAUCCUAAUUUCAAGGAACAUAUCAGCGCUGAAAAGAUGGUCAUCAAAUUUGGAAAGACGAACAAACAAAAAUUUACAACAUAUGUAAUUGCAGCUGGCUUGACUUAUGGAAUGGGAGAAAAUGUCUUUCAUUUUCUAUUCAAGACCGCAUGGUUAGGUGAAGCUCCAGCCCUUCAAUGUUUUGGUACGGGAACUAAUAUUGUACCAACAAUACAUAUUAGAGAUCUGGCUUGUGUCAUUCAGAAUGUAUGUGAUGGUCAUCCAAAAACUCGGUACCUUGUUGCAGUGGACGAUUCACAAAAUUCACUUGAAGAAAUUGUUCGGGUUGUCAGUACAAAAGUUGGUCCGGGAAAGGUUGAUCAUAUUUCCAAAGAAGAUGCAUUGCUGAUUAAAGAUCUUAAGCAAAGUGAAUUCGACUCACUUCUUGUUAACCUACGCAUGGAGGCAAUGUUUGUCAAAGAAUCCAUGAGUGUUAGAUGGGUUGCUGAGACUGGUUUGGUCGAUUCAAUCGAAAAGAUUAUCAAGGAAUAUAAAAACACAAGAGGAUUACAGCCCAUGCGUGCGUGUGUACUUGGUCCACCUGCAUCUGGUAAAACAACAUUGGUUGCCAAGAUCUGUGAACAUUAUAAACUUCAUCAUAUUAAAAUCAAGGAUGUCAUUGAUGAAGCAAUACAAAAACUAGAAGCCAGUGCUGCUAGACUGGAACAGGGAAGCGCUGAAGGUGAAGGGGAAGAAGAAGAUGAAGGAAAAGCACAAGAAGAUGCUGAAUUACUGGAAGCAGUGAAAGACAGCAGAGAAAACAAUAAUGGAAGAUUGGAAGAUCAAUACGUGAUUCGAUUCUAUCGUGAAAAACUUCAUUCCAUGCCUUGUCAAAAUCAAGGAUUUGUUCUUGAUGGGUUUCCUAAGACUUACAACCAAGCCAAAGAUCUCUUUGCAGUUGAAGACGAAGAUGAAGGUGACGAUGGAAAACGUUUAUCAUAUGAUGCAUCGAUCAUGCCUGAAGUUGUUAUUUCUCUUGAUUCUCCUGACGACGAAUUCUUGAAAAACAGAAUAAUGAAUUUACCUGAAGAACUGGUACAGGGGACACACAACACUGAAGAAGGUUUCCUUCGAAGACUCCAUGAUUUCAGACAAAUGAAUCGAGAAGAUGACACCGUACUCAAUUAUUUUGAUGAGCUUGAGAUUCAUCCCGAACAUAUAAAUGUCUCCCAGUUUGAUGACAUCAAUUACAAGGCGAUAAUGAAUAAAGUAAAAGGAUGGUUGAAAGAUCCAAGAAACUACGGACCUACUCCUGAAGAGAAAGAAGCAAUGGAACGUGCUGCAGCAGAAGAAAGAUUACAACAGGAAUCUGAAGAAAGAGAGGAAAGGGAAAGGAGGGAAGCAGAAGAAGCUGAAUUGAUGAAACAGAGAAGAGAGGAAUGGAUGAAUCGACUUGAAGAAGUUAGAAAACAGGAAUUAGAUGUUCUCGAAGAACAAUCAAUUCCACUGAGAAAUUAUUUGAUGAAACACGUCAUGCCUACACUCACAUCUGGAUUGAUUGAAUGUUGUCAAAUUCGACCUGGAGACCCAGUGGAUUACUUGGCAGAAUAUUUGUUCAAGAACAAUCCUCAGGUUGAUUAAAAAGCAAAAAAAAAUUCCAGAAUUUGAUAUAUUUAAUUUUGUAUAUAAAAAUUAUAUUUAAACUAGUAUUUGAAGUGGCAUUAACAGUUUGAAUAAAAGUUGUUUUGUAUAAA